AUGGACGAAGCAAUGGAAGAUCAGCCUAAUACUCAAGAUGUCCUGCUUGAGACUCCCGCGGAGGAUGUCUUCAUGCCGCCUUCUGUCGUCAAGUCACAAGUACUUUCCGGAGACAGUCAUACGCAUCAUUCCCCAAUACCAAAGACACUCCAGGAUGACAUGAGCAUACCAUGUUGCUUAGGUGUAGAUGAAGCAGGAAGAGGACCUGUCUUGGGUCCAAUGGUAUACGCAUUAUACUACCUCCCAAUAGAAAUGCACCGCUCUUUACUAGCAGACACCCACAAAUUCGACGACUCAAAAGCUCUCACUCCAGCAUUCCGUUCCGAACUCAUGGAAAGAAUCUGUACACCAGAAACAGAUCUCCACACACAUUGCGGCUGGGCCACAAGAUCAAUGUCCGCUCAAGACAUUUCUUCCGCCAUGAUGAGACCGAAUGGAACUUACAAUCUCAAUGCCCAAGCUAUGGACGCCACGAUCGAUCUCAUACAGCAGGUCUUGGACUCCGGCGUGAACAUCCGAGAAGUUUACAUCGACACCAUUGGCCAGCCGGCUGCCUAUCAGAAGAAACUGGAGAGAAUCUUCCCAGCACUGGACAUCACCGUCGCGAAAAAGGCAGAUAGUCUAUAUCCCUGUGUCUCAGCGGCCUCGGUGUGUGCAAAAGUGACCCGAGACGCCGCACUCGACGUCCUCUACACCACGUACGCCAGCGAAAAGGAUGAGGGGGUUGUGGCUUGGGGAUCCGGAUACCCGUCUGAUGCAAGGUGUUCCAACUGGCUCAAAGCCAACAUGGAUCCGGUGUUUGGGUGGGGAAACGAGUGUCGAUUCAGUUGGGGAACGGCAAAGGAGAUGUUAGAGGCCAAAGGUGCUCCGUGCCAUGUGGCAUGGCCUGAGACAAAUGACAGUACGGAUAACAUGAAACUUACGGGAUUCUUUCUUGGUGCUGAGGAAGAGAAGGAGGAUGAAUUAGCUUGUUGGUUUGGGAGGAGAGUUACAGAGGAGGUGUUCUAG
Molecule: messenger RNA, 1008 nt
Organism: Ramularia collo-cygni
Lineage: Eukaryota; Fungi; Ascomycota; Dothideomycetes; Mycosphaerellales; Mycosphaerellaceae
Product: probable 35 kDa ribonuclease H
Exons: 2
Coding region: 1-1008 (335 amino acids)
Biological process (GO): mismatch repair; DNA replication, removal of RNA primer
Cellular component (GO): ribonuclease H2 complex
Molecular function (GO): RNA binding; RNA-DNA hybrid ribonuclease activity
Source: RefSeq, a predicted model, not a curated record